AUGGCUCACAUACAGUACGUCGACGGAUUGAUUCGUGAAUAUAUUUUAUUUCGUGGCUUUUCCAACACCCUCAAAGUGUUUGACAAUGAGCUGAAGAGUGAUAAAGACAAAAACUUUCGGGUGGACAAGGUGAUCGAACAGAUACUGCUGCUGAUACACAAUCACGACUUGGGUGGAUUGCGUGAGCUGUGGGCCCAUUUAAAUAAUCAUUUGUUUCGUAAUUUGGAGCACCAUUUCGCCACCGCCGUAAAUAAAUUGGAACAAUCGGUGCUGAAAUUCUACCUCAUUGUGGCUUACACAUCCAGCAAGACCGAUAAAAUAACGGAAUUUUUCACCAAACUUUCAACCGAGCUUGUCAGCCAGAGCGAAUGGAAGGAGUGGUUCUUUUUCCCGUUCUGCAAAAACCCCGAGGAACAUGCAGCAUUCGCCGUCUGCUUCACCAAACAAUGGCAGGACACGCUGCUCAUAUCGCUGCAUAACUUCCUGUCCACCAUCUACCAGUGCAUGCCGCAGCCCAUCAUUGCGAAGGCCGAAUCCGAGGGUUGUCUCAUCAAAAAGUUACAGGAAGAGAAUGGGCUGUUGCGAGGCAAGCUGGCCUCCAUCCAGCAGCAACAACAGCACCUACAACAGUCAGCCGGAUCCGGCAGUCACCAUUCCCGAUUGAGUGGAGCAUUGUCUUCAGGGGGAGGAGGAGGAGGUGCAGAUCAACGGCUUACUGCUGACGGAAGAAUCAAAUACUCUACGCGACCAUCGUCCAGUAUGCUUUCGCUGAACGAUCUGCAACCGUUUGGCAUUCCACCGCCGACGCAUAUCGUGGACGAUUUCUACAUAAUUGCACAGGAAUCGAACAGCAUCGGUGGUGCGGCCGAAAAUCAAGCUCGGGGGUUAAAAUCAUUGAUCCGGAAUAUUGGUUCCGGUGGGAGUCCGGUGCUUGGGCGACGUGAUGCAGCUCAUGAGCGGAACAAGAAGCGUUCCGGUAGCGUCGGUAGCCGGGGCAAUUGGAUUUAUAGCUAA
Anopheles maculipalpis is the source of this 1014-nucleotide messenger RNA. Its product is annotated as WD repeat-containing protein 91. The transcript has 3 exons. Gene Ontology annotation, molecular function: phosphatidylinositol 3-kinase regulator activity. Gene Ontology annotation, cellular component: early endosome membrane; extrinsic component of endosome membrane; late endosome membrane. The record is from RefSeq and is a predicted model, not a curated record. Gene Ontology annotation, biological process: early endosome to late endosome transport. Bases 1 to 1014 code for a protein of 337 amino acids. NCBI's taxonomy places the organism in Eukaryota, Metazoa, Arthropoda, Insecta, Diptera, Culicidae.